Messenger RNA from Sphaeramia orbicularis (orbiculate cardinalfish), 2306 nucleotides. It is a transcript of the gene fgf10a, whose product is annotated as fibroblast growth factor 10a. Lineage: Eukaryota; Metazoa; Chordata; Actinopteri; Kurtiformes; Apogonidae. Gene Ontology annotation, molecular function: growth factor activity. The transcript has 3 exons. The coding region runs from base 930 to 1673 and encodes 247 amino acids. The record is from RefSeq and is a predicted model, not a curated record.
GAGCUCAGACUCCGAGAGGAAAGGACAGAGGACAGAUAGGGAGCUGAGCUCACUGACAGACGUUCAAGAGAGGGCAGAAAGACGAGAGGUUCAGGCUCAGUUACACUCUCAAGUAACUUCAAACCAGCUCCUACAAAACAAGACAAACAAAGAGAGAAGAGAAGAAAGGAAGAAAGUCUGGAUUGUGUGACUUUUUUGUGGCCCGUCUUCUGUGGAUUUCUCUGGACACUUCAUGAAAAGCUGUGUUAAUUCUUUUUUGAGAUUCUUUUUUUAUUUAUUGAUUUUAAACCGUUUGACAUCGUUGAUCCAAAACUCCUCUGUCUCCCUGGACUGGAGAAGACAAAUGGUUUGGGACACGUGUGUGCGGUAGUUUUUAGCAUGGUAUAUGAAUGAACAGAUAACGAGUGCGCUUUUUUAAAGAUAUGAGCGUUUAUGUGUGUAUUAAACAUUAGGAGGGGGUCUGAAAUGAGUGAGUGAGCAACAAGGAGCAAAGAGCAGCUGCCUUGUGAGGAGAGGGAGGAGGCGGCGAAAGAUCUUUGAGGCGAGACCCCAGUUGUUCCCAUUGCGAGGUGAUCUGAGUUAUGGAUGUUGAUGCAUUCCUGUGGUGCUACUGAGGAAUAAACAGCACAGGGGAAUACAGCUCUACAGGCUUCACCAACACCGUCAUCAUCCAGAUUACAGAUUACAGCAGAUCUGCUACCUGGAGUCCUGCUUCAAUCACAUCUACCGCUGUCUGUCUACACCACCCCCUCCACAAGCCAUUCAUCAGGUUUUAACACCUACAGUCCCAGUGAGGUUGUGGGUCUGCACAGAGGAGGUUUAGUUGGUCAGUCAGGGGGGGUUUCUCCCACUCUCAUUCCCUCUCCCUGCACCCAGCUCAGCAUGCCCCAGCCCCUGAGCACCUCCACAGCUCUCCCAGCUCCACUACCAUGUGUAGAUGGACAGUGACACAAGGUGCAUCGGUCGCCUGGUUCUCCUCCUGCCCCUGCUGCAGACCUCCUUCACUCCUCCUCUCCCUCACUUUCCUCAUCCUGCUUCUCCUGCUCGGACCGUCCUCAUCCAUACCUUUAUCGUUGGACUCUGAACAGAACCACAAUGCACCAGGAGGAACCGCUCCUCGCUUUUUCAUCUCACACCCGCCACCUUCCUCCUCACCUGCCCCGCUGCACGCAUCCUCAGCAAGGUUGCCACUGGCGACCAACAUGUCAUCGUCGUCCGCCACGGUCAUCGGGCGGCACGUGCGGAGCAGCUACAACCACCUACAUGGAGACGUGCGCAGUAGGAAACUGUUCUCCUACCAGAAAUUCUUCCUUCGCAUUGACAAGAAAGGAAAAGUUAAUGGUACCAAAAGCGAAGACGAUCCAUACAGUAUUUUGGAGAUCAGGUCAGUGGAUGUGGGGGUGGUGGCCAUCAGGGGCCUCAGCAGUAACUACUACCUGGCAAUCAGCAAGAAGGGGGAGCUAUACGGAGCGAGGGACUACGGUCCGGACUGUCGGCUGAUUGAACGCAUCGAGGAGAACAAGUACAACACCUACGCUUCAGCCGAAUGGCGUAACAAAAAGAAGCAUAUGUUUGUGGGACUCAAUGCCAAUGGCAAGCCAAUGAGGGGGAAGAAGACACGGAGGAAAAACACAGCCAGUCACUUCCUGCCCAUUGUGGUACAACCACGAUGAUUGGAGAAAUCAGCCAUGGUGGAGCUCUGCAAACGGCAGAGCAUCGGACACUUUGGGAGUUACAGUGAUGGCUACAUUGGACAGAUCUGAACAAAGUCUGAAUGAUGCACUGAGAUGGAAAAGAGUGGAAACCUAUAGACAUUUCUCUCUGUUGGACAAAGACAUUUCUAUUUUUAGAGAAAGAAAUAAGAUAUAUUGGUAUACAAUGUAUAUUUUAUUUUCUGUUUUAAGUUAUAAAGUACAUGAAUUGGCAUGGUAGAGAAUAUGAAAAGAAAUGACUUCUGUGCCAAACUAUGAUUAGCAGCAGAAAUGAAGUGACCAAAGUAAGAGCGGACGAGAAAGGUUGAAGCGAGGGGAAUUACUGAUCCAAAGCUGACUGCAAAAGAGGACGGAGAAGUAGAACGAGACGAGCAAGAAUGAAAGGAAAAUCAAAGGAGUUUAGUUAAGAAAGCAGCAAAACAACAGCAAGUCUAACACUAUCAUAUUUUUCUUUAAAUUUAUUUAUUUUGUGUAAUAUUUAACAAAAAAGAACAAAAACACAAAAGGACAAGUUCUUGUCUUUUUUUACCAUUUAUGCUUCUCUUUUUAAAUACUAAUCAUUUAAACCUUAAAUAAAUAUAAAAAUAUAUUUGU